Messenger RNA from Megalops cyprinoides (Indo-Pacific tarpon), 5886 nucleotides. RefSeq names its product ER degradation-enhancing alpha-mannosidase-like protein 3. Gene Ontology annotation, cellular component: membrane; endoplasmic reticulum. Gene Ontology annotation, biological process: mannose trimming involved in glycoprotein ERAD pathway; carbohydrate metabolic process; endoplasmic reticulum mannose trimming. The record is from RefSeq and is a predicted model, not a curated record. Lineage: Eukaryota; Metazoa; Chordata; Actinopteri; Elopiformes; Megalopidae. The transcript has 20 exons. Bases 1161 to 3764 code for a protein of 867 amino acids. Gene Ontology annotation, molecular function: mannosyl-oligosaccharide 1,2-alpha-mannosidase activity; calcium ion binding.
AACGUGAGAAUCUUAUGAGGUCCUCCAGUAACAGGGCCUAUGCCACCACCGGACUCCUUACCGUUAGCGUUUGAUGUACAGUAAAUGCAUUUCUGUUCUCAGAAUAGGCCGGUGGCUAAAUGCUUCUUUCGUUCGCAUUUUUAGCAGACGCGCUGAACGGGGGCUCGGGGUGGAAGGUCAGGCUUUGUCGAGGAGAUUGAAGCGAAAAUAAACCAAUGUGUGUGUUGCUGGGCCGCACUGCCAGAGCUUCAGUGGAUUAGCCACGAAGUUGAGAAUGGAGUUCCUGCGAGGUUCGGGCUGUCUGAAGCGAGGCGACCGGACAAUCACACAUCAGAACGCCAUAGGAGCUUCGUGGGCGCUUCAGAAUAUAUGGGCGUGUAUGUAUGUGUAAAGCUUUAGUGUGUUUUGCUAGACAGAGUAGGCAUAAUUACCCCGGACGUAGUAACAAAUAAUGCUUUUAUGAAGAAUCUGAUAUGAAGAUAGCUAGUUAAAGGGUAGGUUAGCUAUUUGUAAACGACUCAACAAAGCAUAGUUUACACACCAGAUGCGUCUCGCUGUUACAGACCGAUGGGAUUUGAAUUUAACCAUGUGUAUCAUCUCAUGUUUACGAAAGGGGGUUGCUUUUGUUAGCUAGCUAGUUGUUUUCGUUUUUCCGCUUCACUGAUUGAUUAGCGACAAUGGAAAUCCGCAACGAUAUUAGCUAACAAGAGUAGCGGUCUUGCAGCUGAUGUUAGUAUACGUGUAGAUUUCGAGAGGCUUCUGGGAAAAAAAAAUAACAUUUUGCGUGUGCCAACACUUAGUUUAUUCGCGUCUAGAUGUUGCAAUUUUGUCUCGCUGAAUGUUAGGCCAAAUAGAUAGGUUACCGUUAACUAGCUUGCUCUCGAAUAUCAAAUUAGGCUACUAACACUUAGCAAGUUACCCUACCUAUAUUUUUGUGUAUCAAAUCCAUGUUUUGUCUAUAACCGAAGUGUUUUCGGUGCUGGAUCGCCGAUUCAGUCAGUUUACUGUCUAUUACUCUGCAGAAAAUAUUUAUGAAGAGAGCUAUUUGAUUUUGUGGGGGCGUUGUGUGUGGUGUGCAGAGGUACGGUAAACUUAGCCUGGUGUUUAAAAUUAGCCUGGUGGGAGACAGGGGGACAGGGCGGACACACACAUCGCCGGAUAUGAAAACAGUAAUUAUGAAAACGCUAUUGUACUUGGGUCUCUGGUGUUGGGUGCUCGGACGUGGGACACGGGCAAUGUCAGUGGAGGAGAAGACCAAAACCAGGGACCAGAUCCUGGAGAUGUUUGACCAUGCUUACGGUAGCUACAUGAAAUAUGCCUACCCUGCCGAUGAGCUGAUGCCCCUGAGCUGCCGAGGGCGAGUGCGGGGGCAGGAGCCCAAUCGCGGGGACAUCGACGACUCGCUGGGGAAGUUCUCUCUUACGCUGAUUGACACCUUGGACACCCUAGUGGUCUUAAACAAGCUCGAGGAGUUUGAGGAGGCUGUGAGGAAGACUGUGAGGGACGUCAAGCUGGACAAUGACGUGGUGGUGUCUGUUUUUGAGACCAACAUCCGUGUGCUGGGUGGCCUGCUGGGGGCACAUGUGAUGGCAGACCUGCUCCGUGAGCGGGGUGAGAGGAUGCAGUGGUACCGUGAUGAGCUGCUCCACAUGGCCAGGGACCUGGGCCAUCGGCUGCUGCCUGCCUUCAACACCACCAGUGGCCUGCCUUACCCCCGGGUGAACCUGCGCUACGGGGUCCUCAACCCCCUCUCCCGCACAGGCACCGAGUCGGACACCUGCACGGCCUGCGCAGGGACCAUGAUCCUGGAGUUUGCGGCGCUCAGCCGGCUGUCCGGAGAAUCCGUGUUUGAGGAACACGCCAGGAAAGCUCUGGACGUGCUGUGGGAGAAGCGGCAGAGAGGAAGUGACCUCGUGGGCACUGUCAUCAACAUCCAUAGUGGAGACUGGGUCCGCAGGGAUAGCGGUGUUGGUGCUGGCAUUGACUCCUACUACGAGUACUUGAUGAAGGCCUAUAUUCUGCUGGGAGACAGCGUGUAUCUGGAGAGGUUCAACACUCACUACAGUGCCAUUAUGAAAUACAUCAGUCAGCCCCCACUCCUGCUCAGCGUCCACAUGCACAACCCAACCGUCAGCGUGCGCAGCUGGAUGGACUCACUUCUGGCGUUUUUUCCUGGACUGCAGGUGCUGAGAGGUGACCUGAAACCAGCCAUUGAAACUCAUGAGAUGCUUUACCAGGUCACAAAGCAGCACAAGUUUCUUCCUGAGGCUUUCACCACUGAGUUCAGGGUUCACUGGGGUCAGCACCCGCUACGGCCUGAAUUUGCGGAAAGCACCUACUUCUUGUACAAGGCCACAGGUGACCCCUAUUACCUGAAGGUGGGCCAGUCCAUCGUGGAGAAGCUGAACGAGCACGCACGGGUGCCUUGCGGCUUUGCUGCCGUACAGGACGUCCGAACCGGGACCCACGAAGACAGAAUGGACUCCUUCUUCCUGGCGGAGAUGUUUAAGUACCUGUAUCUGCUCUUCUCUGAGAAGAGCCACCUGCCGUUUGACAUUGAUGACUACAUCUUCACCACUGAAGCCCACCUGCUGCCUGUCUCCCUCUCCACCACCCAGCCUUCCUGCCAGGGGAACAGCACGGAGGUCCACACUGCCCCAGAGGACGAUCUGUUCACUUAUUCCUGCCCCAGUGCCCAGACCCUCUUCCCCAACAACCCCUCCUUUGCCAAGACCAUCCGAGACAGCUACAAAUACCUCACUGGAGUGGGCAGGCCCCACCAGGUGUCCCCUGUCAGGGGGAUUGAGCUGCCACUGCAUGAUAACGGAAUGGAGCCAGUGGAGUUUCUGAAGAGCAUGGGCAUCUCCCUCACCCCACUCAAUGAAGCUGCAGGAGGGGCAGGAUCAGGGGAGCAGCAGGACUCCACGGGUCAGAAGGGCGUGUACCGGGUGAAGCUAAUCGCCGAAGUGAGCCAGACCCCCGAGGAAGAGGAGGUGGUCCCCCUUGUUGUCCAGGUCAUCUCCCCCCCUUUCCUGGGCAGAGUAGUACUGACUGCAGGGCCUGCCAAGUUUGGAAUGGACCUUACCAAACAAGAGCAUGGGGUGAAGGGUCGCAUAGUGAAGAGCGCCCCCUACAGUGCGUGUGGACCCAUAGAGAACGCCGCGGCGCUGCGGGGCCACAUCGCGCUGGCACUGAGGGGGGACUGCAUGUUUGCAGCCAAGGCCCGACGGCUUCAGGAGGCGGGGGUCAUUGGCGUCAUCUUCAUCGAUCACAGAGAGGGGAGCAGCAGUGAGGAGACCCCCCUGUUCCAGAUGGUGGGGGAUGGCGGCUCCACCUCUGACAUCACUGUGCCCCUGGUGUUCCUGUUCAGCCGUGAGGGUGCCACACUGACCGCUGCUCUGGAGGAGCAUCAAAAUGUCGACGUACUGCUGCUGCCUAAAGAGAGAGAGCUAGGGCAAGACAAGGCAGAGAAAGCUAUGGGAGUGAACAUCCAGAUCCGCCUGGCUAAAGAGGGAGAGCUGCAGGAUGGGGAAGGCAAGAGCACCACCAUCCAGCUCGUGCUAGAGCCAGGCGAGGAAGAGGAAGAGGAGGAAGAGGGCCGGAGGACGGGUGGGGAGGGAGGAGCGCUUGCUGGCCACUGCACACCCACGGUGGGUGGGGAUCAGGACCCUCCGCACCCAUGUACAGACAGACAGACCGAGACAACCAAUGAGCAGCCUCCUCCCCCUGGCCCCUCCCCCUCAGAUCCAGAGAGCGACCCCUGAGGUCAGGAUCAACCAUUACCCACAAUCCCCCAGCAAACGGGCAUUCGUUCCCCAGCCCAGGGGCGGGGCAGUGUCGAGAGGCACAGAGGGUUGUAGAGUCCCUGUUGCCACGGGGACGGGGCAGGACAGAUUGUGAUGGUUCUUUCUCAAGAGGGAGCAAAAGGCACAGAUGUGGAACUUGUCAAGUGCUCAGUCGUACCCCAGCAGAGGUGUUGUGUAGUCAUAGCGAUUAAAACCAUGUAUUAAUAUAUUAGAAAGAGAAAUGAGGGGUCCUGCUGUAUAAGCACAUUGUCUUAACUGCCACUGUAGGCCCCCUUAUUGAUAUAUUCUGAUGGUAGUUUAGCCAAAUUAUUGCAAAAGAUGCCUGUUCUCAUACUAAGCAAGCAUUACUUAAGGCAUGGGCAUGGAUGAGGUAGAGGAAGGGGUUUUGGGGAGGGGCGGGGGGUACUAUUACAAAGAUUAAGUACAGAAAUUUUUUUGGAUGGGUUGGGGGGGGUGUGUUGUUUCAUGUUUCUCUUUAAAAUGUGAGUGGCAGUUGGGCUUUAUGGAUUAGAUCACACUUUCUGAAGCUACAUCACCCAAAGGGAUGUGGUUAUUGCACCAGCAGAUUGUGUUGCAGGUAAGAACAGGCAGAGGCACUCUUACGUAUUCAUAAGGAUGAAGUGACUAAACCUUUUUAAUGGAAAAUUAUGUGAGGACAAACAAGGCCUCCGGACCAGACUGAAGCAGCACAGGAGCCACGUCAGCAGUGUUUAGUUUGUGUUAUUAAUGAACAGGAUGUCAAGACAUGCUGGGGCCAACAUGAUGAACCAUGCGUUCAGUUCUACUUAUUGAGUAUCAGUGAUCAGGGAAAUUUAGAGGUGAAGACUUGAAUGUGGGGCACUUGAGUCUUAAGUCUUACUUUCCAUUACACUACAAACGGCGCUGUUGUCCGUACCCGCGCACCACAGCUGAACUAAAUCGGCAUACAAUGUUACCUUUUUUUUUUUUUGCUCAGUGUAACUUGCAGCACUUCCUAAAGCAGUGUGUAAUGUGGAACCUGCUGAAGGGCACUGCAGCAGAACCCCACCAAGGGUAUGAAUCUACAGCCCUCAGGUUGUGAGUCCACCUUUGCCAUACUGGCACCCGUGUGCAUUUCAGUAGCACUGGGAUACUAACUUUUGGGUCUGGUUCUAUGUCUACAGCAGAGCCGCAUCCAAUAUGGCGGCCGCUGUAGUGUCAGAGCUCUGCCUCAUGUGUCACUGACUCAUGGACACCUGUGCUUGCAGGCCUGAGGCCCCAUGCAGAUGAUGGGAAGCACCCCCAUUGUGCCUGUGUGCACACCCCAGCCAAUAUGAAAAUGUGUGCAAAUGUUGGGGAAAUUGUUUGACACUACUGUAAUUCACAUAGCUGGGGCUCCGUAGCGCAAUGGGAGCAAAAAGGGUAGAAUGCAAAGACCAUUUUUGCCCAUAUCUAGCGGACACCCCCACCACACACAAACACACACACACACACACACACACAGGGCUGGAGGCCCCCUACAGCUGCCCCAGUUGAUAGACCCGCUGAUGAUGGUGUGGGGUGGGUGGGGGUGCACAGUGGUCCAUGUUUCCAGGAACAGAAGGUGAGCUGAUGCUUGGUUUGGCUGCAUUGUGGAACAGCCUUCAAUUACUGACCAUAUCUGUGGGGACAUGUACAAACACAGAAGGUACUUCUGGGCAUUUUCUUUCAUAAAGGCAGUCCCACUUUACCUGAGGUGGCCCUCUUACCGUAGUAUUUACACAGUAUCUACCUGUACAUGGGUAUAACUGCACACCGACAUGGUAACUACUGCUUACAUACACGUUGUGGUUGUUAUGCAAAUGUAUUCUACAAGCCAUAAACAUUUGUAUGUACCUUGUAACUGUUUGUAUGCAUGCAGUAGUUAUGUUGUACCUAAAUAUGGGCUGUGUAAAUGCACAAGUAUAAGGGCCACUUAAUGCAGAGGGACCUUUUUUCAUUUUCAGCCUGAGGUUAACCUUGCUUUGAUAAAUGACAAACGGUUUCUGUAAUUUAUUUAUGAUCAGUGUGAUUGUUGUUAGUCACCAGAUGGACACAGAUAUUAUUCAUUCCUGUUUCUGAAUUGUCCUGAAUUUUCAAUCAG